AAUAAUAAAAUAUCAUGUUUACAAACAUUAAAAAAAUGUAAAACCUUGAAUUACAUGCAUAAUGCCUUUUGUUGAUAAUUAACUAAUAUUCAUACUGUUAAAAGUUAUAUUUAUUUAUUAUCAAUCCAUUUUAGAAUUUCUAUAUAUUGAUAACAAACAAGUUAAAAUUUUAUUUUGUGUUUGAAUUGGCAAAAACAUAACAAUGCCUUUCGAUAUUACUAACAAAGUAGCUUUGAUUUCGGGAGCAGCAUCAGGAAUAUGUUUAACAAUUGCGAAAGAAUUGUUACGAAACGGAUUAAGGGGCGUUACAAUUGCUGAUAUAAACAAAGAACUUGGAGAAAAGGCUUUGCAAGAAAUAAAAAAUGAAUUCGGAUCGAAUAAAGCUAUUUUUGUGCUCACCGAUGUGACAAGCAUGAAGAGUUUUGAAGAAGCAUUUCAGAAAACCGUAAACACUUUCAAGAAUCUAGAUAUUUUAGUCAACGGUGCAGGCAUUUUAAAUGAGUCUAUUUGGCAACAAGAAAUAGCAAUAAACAACGGAACAGUUCAUGGCAUACUCCUUGCUUUAGAGAAUUACAUCCUGAAACACAAAACUGAUUCUGAAGGAGUCAUCGUCAACAUUUCCUCAAUCGCCGGAGUUGCAAGUUUUCCCGCAUUUCCCAUCUACUCUGGAACCAAAUUUGCAAUUCUGGGCAUGACUAAAGCAUUUGGAGACGAAGCACAUUAUAAGAGAACCAAAAUUAGAGUCAUGGCUAUUUGUCCAGGUCCUACAGAUACGCCACUUCUUAGAGAAAUUUCAGGCCGCAAUCUAGGAGAACCUUAUGAAAAACUGCUACAAGAACUACUUUCAGGCAUACAUGGGCAGAAACCGGAAUCGGUCGCUAAAGGUUUGGUUCAAAUUGUGAGACAUGCGUCGUCUGGGGGUGCAUGGUGCGUGGAAGAUGACAAGGAACCAUAUGAGUUUUUGUGGCCCGAGAGAGAAAAUUUUGCACCAAAAUAAUAGCUAUAGACAUCGCUUAAAUUGUUCAUUAAAAAGUUAAAAACCGUAUAAAAGAUGUAAUUUUUGCGACUGUUUAAAAUUAUCAUGAAAAAAACUUUAA
Messenger RNA from Tribolium madens (black flour beetle), 1097 nucleotides. RefSeq names its product 15-hydroxyprostaglandin dehydrogenase [NAD(+)]-like. NCBI's taxonomy places the organism in Eukaryota, Metazoa, Arthropoda, Insecta, Coleoptera, Tenebrionidae. Gene Ontology annotation, molecular function: oxidoreductase activity, acting on the CH-OH group of donors, NAD or NADP as acceptor. The transcript has 5 exons. Gene Ontology annotation, cellular component: cytoplasm. The record is from RefSeq and is a predicted model, not a curated record. The coding region runs from base 203 to 997 and encodes 264 amino acids.